Messenger RNA from Drosophila grimshawi, 4771 nucleotides. RefSeq lists its product as uncharacterized. Bases 355 to 4569 code for a protein of 1404 amino acids. Gene Ontology annotation, molecular function: serine-type endopeptidase inhibitor activity. Gene Ontology annotation, biological process: cell-matrix adhesion. The record is from RefSeq and is a predicted model, not a curated record. The transcript is spliced from 5 exons. Gene Ontology annotation, cellular component: basement membrane; extracellular region. NCBI's taxonomy places the organism in Eukaryota, Metazoa, Arthropoda, Insecta, Diptera, Drosophilidae.
CGCUGGCUGAAAUUGUUUUCAAGCUGGCUGCUGCUGUUGCUGCUCUCGCUGCUCUUGUUGCAAGCUGCUGAGGCAAAGCGCACAAAUGCCAAUUUAACUGCCUGCCAGCAUCUGAGACGCGCAGAGUCGCGUCGAGCCAAGGCAGCUGGAUCUGGGGCAGCCGCAGGAUCUGUGCGGAUACCGCGUUGCAGGAAGACUGGCGAAUUUGAGCGAAUUCAGUGCAGCAAUGAACGAGCUGGCCAGGAUUGCUGGUGCAUCGAUGAGUAUGGCGUGGAGUUGCCCGGCACUAGGAAUACGAAUCGCACCCAAGUGCAGUGCCAGGAGCCGGCGCAUUGUGCUGCCUCCGCUUGUCGCAUGUUCUGCCCCUCGGGAUUUGCAAGGGAUGCGCAGACCGGUUGCACGGUGUGUCGCUGCCGGGAUCCGUGCGAUGGUUUCGACUGUCCCAACGGACAAACCUGCCAGCUGCAGGAGGUGCAAUGCAAAUCGGAGCCAUGUCCACCGUUGCCCACCUGUAAAAAGGCGCGUUCCCUGGCCAAUUACUGUCCAGCCGGACUGCCGCUGGCCAUCGAGGAUAGUGUUCGACCUUUUUUGUGUGGACAGGAUUCGGGCAAGCCGCAGUGUCCGCCGUUGUAUCAGUGCAUGGUUGAGUCGGGCAAUGAUUAUGGCGUCUGCUGUCCCAGCGCCUUGACCUUCCACAAACCGGGAGUCUGCCCGGCACCGGAACAAUCGCAUUUCACUAAGAGCACUGGUUACAUGUGUGGAUCGCCCUGCAGUCAUGAUCUCGAGUGUGCCAACAUGGAGAAAUGCUGCUUCACCAAGGGUUGCCAGUUCAACUGUCAGCAGGCAACCAAUGUGACUGGAUGCCAUCAGGCCAAAGCCCUCUCCGACAUACUGGCCAUCAAUGAGCGCGAGGGUCGCGGCUAUGUGCCCGAUUGCAAUGGACCUGGUGGCCAGUACUCGCCCAGGCAAUGCUCACGGAAUGGGCUCGUCUGCUGGUGUGUCGAUCCUCGCACCGGCCACAAGAUCAAGGAGUCCAUGGGCGCCGCCAACAGUGUGAACUGCGAUGGUUGGGAGAACAUGAUCAGUCGCUCCUAUGCCCGCAGCUUCCAGAUGGAACAGUGCGACACAAAUAUCUGUGCUGCCGUCUGUGAAUAUGGAUUCAAGAACGAUCACAAUGGCUGUCCCACCUGCGAAUGCUCGGAACCCUGUGAGGGUUUCAAGUGUGCCCUUGGCUCACACUGUGAGGUGGCCACCGAUCCGUUGUGUGAGUCUGGUUCCUCGCUGUGCGCCUCUUGGCCCGUCUGUAAGCCAGAUCUGGCCUACUCCAAUCCCUGUGACGUUGGCACACCACUCUCGGACACCGUCAGCGGCGAGGUUAUGUAUUGCUUUGAGGAGCGUCAGGCGAGAAGUUUCCAGCCCACCGCCUUCUUUGAGCCCGAGGCAGAGUCCAAGCAGGGCCGAUCCAUGAGCAAUCACAUCAUGUGCCCCGAACAAUACAAGUGCACCAAACUGCAUCGUGAAACGGAGAGCGUCUGCUGCCCGGUGCCGGACCAGAGCACAGCUGGCGAAGAUCAGCAGACGACACGCCAGCAAACCAUGUGUGAAUAUCUGCGUGAUUUCUCGGAGCGCAUGGAGGGCACCGAAGCGGGCAUGCAGUUGGCAAUGCCAGCGCCUCGCUGCACCGAUGAGGGUGACUAUGCCGGACGACAGUGUCAGCUGCGCAAGAUUCGCGUGACGCGAGCGGAACAGCGACAGAUCCUCGAGGAGAACACCAUACGCCGCAUGAGGAUGCUAUUGAGCACGGCACAGAGCGUGUCCAGCAAGCGCAGCAAACGCAAUGCGGAACGCUUGAAACUCUACCGGGUGGAUGAUAGUGCGCUCAGGGUUCAAGUGGCGCCAGCGAUGUCAAUGGGACGCAGUGCCAAGGUGAUUGACAUGGGCGCCGAGCGACAGCAGAGUCUGGGCCAGCUAUUCGAGACGGAUCUGAAGAAGGUGGCGCCAGCAGCAAAGCGGCCCAUUGCAGACGCUGACGAUCUGGUUGAGAUGGAGGUGGAGCAGUGCUGGUGCGUCGAUAGCUUUGGCACUGAGAUACCCCAAUCGAGGGGCUACAAUGUGAGCGACGAGAGUUGCCAGCAGCUGCGCGAGGAACUGGACUGUUUGGAUCUCACCUGUCGCAUGGGUUGCGAAUAUGGAUUUGCACUCGAUCCGAAUACACGUUGUCCCGCCUGCCAGUGUCGGGAUCCCUGUGACGGUGUCACCUGCGGCGACAGCAAGGAAUGUCGCAUUGUGGAUGUCAGCUGCGAAGGUGAAUACUGCCCACCAGUGCCCGCCUGUCUGCCGCGCAAGCCGGGACAGUGUCCGUAUCUGGUGCCACCCGGUCCCACUGAUAAUCUGGAUGCGAAUAUCUGUGCCUAUGAGUGUCGCACGGAUGCUCAUUGCGAGGGCUCGCGUCGCUGCUGCUCCAACGGCUGCGGGACGCAGUGCGUCGAGCCACAGCUGAAGACCGCCUGCCAGCAUCUGCAGUCGAUACAACUGCAUCAGAGCUCCGAGCUGGGCAUACCCGCUCGCCAAAUGACGGUGGCUCAAUGUGAGCCGGCAACCGGCAAAUGGGAGCAGGUGCAAUGCUCCCCAGAUGGUCACUGCUGGUGCGUGGAUGAACAGGGCCAGCCGUUGGCGGGCACAAGGGUCAAGUCACCGGCCACACCCAUUUGCCGGGCGAACUCCAGCUACGCGUGUCCGCAGUCCAAGUGUGAGGUGAGCUGUGAGAGCGGCUACCAACUGGAUGCCAAUGGUUGCGCCACUUGCUCGUGUCGCAAUUACUGCGAUGAAGUGAGCUGUGCCAGCGACGAGGAAUGCCAACUUAUUAGUGUCGAGUGCGUGGAUAGUCCCUGCCCCAAGAUGCCCAUCUGUGUGCCGCGUCGUGCAUCGGUCUGUGCCGAGGGUAAUCCGCUGCAGCAGGGCGAUCUCGAUGUCAGCUGUGGUCCGCACAACGAGCACGAGGCGUGUCCCACGACGCACACCUGCCAGCUGAAUCCGGUCAGCAAUCGUGGCGUCUGCUGCUCCAAGACACGCGAUGUCUGCUUCGAGUCCAUGGACAAUCUGUGCCUCGCCAGCGCCGCAACGCAGCUGAAUUCCACUCGCUAUCGCUUCAGUCCCAAGGCCAACAAGUGCGUCCAGGUGGCCAUCGAUGCGAAGGCGGCUGCCUGCCAGACCAAGAAUCUAUUCCACAAUGAACUUGCCUGCAACUCCGUCUGUCCAGUGCUCACCCCGUGCGAACGUUUAAAGCUGAAGAACAGCUUGGCGGCCCAGCGCAGUGGACACUCUUCGGUGUGGUUCCAGCCACGCUGUGAUCCCAUCACCGGCCACUGGAGUCCCGUGCAGUGCCUGGGCAAACAGCCCGCUCUGCCAAGCACACCACGUCCCACUGAGAUUGUGAGUCGCGCCUUUGCCAGUCCCAUGGCAGUGGCGACAACGCAGCAGCAGGAGGAGCAGCAGCCGCCCAGUCCGUAUGGUGUGUGCUGGUGUGCGGAUCGCAAGGGUGCACCACUCAAGGGCACACUGACCCGCGACAUUGAGCCCAUUUGCAACAGUCGACAGGCGCGCAAUCGCAAGAAUUACGAUCUGGGUGAUCCGCUGAUGGAGCAGCUCAUUGGCCAACUAACACAGCUGAACGAUGUGGCCAACGAGGAUUUGGAUCUGGAUGAAGUGGAUACCAAGCUGCAGACCACAACAACAGCGACCACUGUUACGGAACGAGUUAUGGAAUUGGCCAACUCACUGCUCGACUCACAGCUCUCCGUGGAAAUCGCACCGAUGCAGUUGAACACGACACGUUGUCGCGCCAUGGCAGAGACUGCCACGUUCCCGGUGGACUGCGAUGAGGCGGGCGCCUUCCGGCCGCUGCAGUGCAACGGAAGAAGCUGCUGGUGCGUCGAUGCUGCCGGCAAUCAAUUGCAGGCAACACACGUCUUCGGGCAGGGUGACAAGCGAUGCGAUCAUGUGCCCAUCGAGGCCGUCUCCAUUGAGCUGCACAUGACGAACAGGAGCAGGGGGAGCAGUGUACGCAAUGUCUACGAUGUGAUACGGCGUGAACUGCAACAGCUGCUGGGCGAUGUUGUCGAGAAUCUGCGUGUCCAGGAGAACUUUGAUGGAUCGGUCAUUGUGCGCUUCGAGCUGCACAAUGAGGCCAAGGUGGACAUGGCCUUCGCCAUCGAGACGGCCAUCAGUUCGGGUGGCUUUCAACUCGUUGGUGGUCACUUCCGAGCGGAUCUAACGCGCUCACACUUUGUACAUCGCACCGCUGCCCCACCAGUGGCACAAGCGGCCACCGCACCGGAUGAAUCCGUGCAAUUGGCCAUGUUUGUGAUGGCCAGCUGUUCGGCGUUUCUCGUCAGCGUUUUUGUGGUCUAUGUAAUGCUGAAGCGGGGCUGGCACAAGACGCUCCAGAAGAACGCCUACGAUUAUCCCAAGGGCGUGGCAACGAGCUGUGAGAAGCCAUUGGAGUAUUCGCUGCCCAUCUUCGUGCUGGAGGACACACAACCGGAGAGUAUUAAGGGUGGCAAGGCGUAGGGGAAACUUGAUUCACUUGUUGUUGUUAAGAUUUAAAUUAUAUAAAUCAAUUUGUAAAUAAAUUUUUGGCCACUCCGUUGCACACCCGAGUGGUGCAUGCCCCACGCUGCAUUUGGUGGCAUGCCAGGCACUUAUCAUAUAUGUAUGUUUGUAUGUACUUUCUAGGCUUGUAAGACGACUAAUUUAUGAAUAAAGCUUUAAA